Cinara cedri is the source of this 1638-nucleotide messenger RNA. The record is from the annotation of a GenBank genome assembly. Lineage: Eukaryota; Metazoa; Arthropoda; Insecta; Hemiptera; Aphididae.
AAGCAACGUUUAAGAAACCUGAGGGUAAAAAAGCCUACAAAACAUUAAGCAUGCUAAAAAAGAUUAAAAAUAGCAAAAAAAAAGGCAGUCUUUCUAGCAAGAAAAAAGAUAAAGCGUUUAACGCUUUUUCUAUUACGCCUUCUUAUUCAUUAAUAUGAAACUAAUUCUAGUAGUACUAUUUUCUACUUUACCAAUUAUAGAAACAGCAGGCAACACUCCUGUGAGCUCCUUGUGCAGUGAGAAAUUUUUAGGCGAGUGUAGUGCUCAAGCGCAUUUAAAAAAUAUAUCGACAACAUCAAAAAUCAGGAUUCCCAAGAAAACUAAUGAGCCAAUAGAGACCUGCUUAACAUCAGCAAAAAUCUUAUUGAUAUCAAGUAAUAUAAAAUCUUCUUUGUUUACAACUGGGGUUGAGCAAGGAUUGGCACCAAAUACAGUGAUGAGAUUAAUUAAUAUAUAUAAAAAUAUAGAUGUAAAUUUUAAAAAAGAUAUCACACCUGAAAGCAAGUUAGAGGUUUUACUUGAAAGAUCUUCUGAGCAUAAAAAUGGUAAAGAAAAGAUUUUAUAUACUUCACUCACAAUUCAUAACAAAGUUAUUAACUUAUACUACUAUAAGUCGCAGGAUGGCAAGGAAGGACAUUUUGAUAAAGAAGGAAUCACUCUAAAAAAUAAUACUUUUUUCAUCAAGCCUUUAAAUGAAGAUUAUCGUAUAUCUUCAAAGUUUGGCAAUAGAAAACACCCUAUUCGCGGUCAUACCGCUUUUCAUAAAGGAGUAGACUAUGCAACUAAAUUUGGCACUCCUAUAUACGCUACUGCAGAUGGAAAUAUAGAUUACAUAGGGAAUAAUGGUGAUUAUGGUAAGUACAUAAGAAUAAAACAUAAAGAUGACUAUACAACUUGUUAUGCGCACAUCAGCAAAUUUAACGACAAUAUAAAAUUAGGUUCUAAAGUCAAACAAGGUCAAGUUAUUGCUUACGUUGGUAGUACGGGUAAUGCAACGGGCCCUCAUUUGCACUAUGAAAUCAUACAUCAUAAUAAACACAUUGAUCCGCUCGUACUAGAGCAUAAAAUAGAGACAAAAUUAUCCGGUCACGAAUUAACAAAAUUUAAAUUAUUUAUUGAUAAGAUUGAUAAAGUAAUCAAUAAUAGGGUUAAUGCAAAAACUUAAACAUAGUAUGGAAAGUACUAUAAUAAAUGACAAGAGGUUAAAUCACUCAAGUUUGUUUUCUAUAAUAAUAUUAGGAAUAACUAUAUUAUUAUUCAUUUCCUACGUGACGUACCAAAACAUUAUCGAGUACCAGUUAUUCAUAAUAGUGGUUAUCCUUUUUGGGUUUNCAUACUAGAGCAUAAAAUAGAGAUAAAAUUGUCCGGUCAUGAGUUAACAAAAUUUAAAUUAUUUAUUGAUAAGAUGGAUAAAGUAAUCAAUAAUAGAGUUGAUGCAAAAACUUAAACACAGUAUGGAAAAUGCUAUAAUAAAUGACAAGAAGCUAAAUCACUCAAGUUUGUUUUCUCUAAUAAUAUUAGGAAUAACUAUAUUGUUAUUCAUUUCCUGCGUGACAUACCAAAACAUUAUCGAGUACCCGUUAUUCAUAAUAGUGGUUAUCCUUUUUGGGUUUGCAGCAUCUUUUGUUAUUACAGGAU